Molecule: messenger RNA, 1467 nt
Organism: Chanos chanos (milkfish)
Lineage: Eukaryota; Metazoa; Chordata; Actinopteri; Gonorynchiformes; Chanidae
Product: DBH-like monooxygenase protein 2 homolog
Exons: 11
Coding region: 1-1467 (488 amino acids)
Biological process (GO): norepinephrine biosynthetic process; dopamine catabolic process; octopamine biosynthetic process
Cellular component (GO): secretory granule membrane
Molecular function (GO): copper ion binding; dopamine beta-monooxygenase activity
Source: RefSeq, a predicted model, not a curated record
AUGGGGUCUCUUCUGAUCUCUCCUCUUCUGAUGCUGGCGUUGAGUCUCGUUGCAGGUGCUCAAGAGGACCCGCUCUUCCCUUUCUCAGAGUACCUGGACCACGGCCGCGAUGUCCGACUCAGGUGGGGAUUCGAUAAAGCGACAGACAUCAUUACGUUUGAGCUGACCGUGAACACCUCUGGCUGGGUCAGUUUGGGAUUCAGCCCCAACGGAGGUAUGGCGGGAUCAGAUAUCGUCAUUGGGGGAGUUGGACCACAGGGAACUUACUUCACGGAUCGCUAUGCUGAAGGGAACGAAUUACCAUCUGUGGACAAAGAGCAGAACUAUAAACUCCUGUCACUGACUGAGGUGAACGGACAGACUGUGAUGAAGUUUCAACGGCCCAUCGCGGCUUGCGACCCACAGGACUUUUCAGUUACUGGGAUUCCGAUCAAGCUCAUCUACGCUUAUGGGAUAGACGAUGACAUCAGCUACCAUGGCAGCCAACGGGGAACCAAGGAAAUCAACCUCCUGAACUACAUGCCUCGCAGCACCCCUUCAGACAGUAAAUACUUUGACUUGACCAUGACAAAUUAUACCAUCCCAGACGUAAGAACAACCUACUACUGCAAGAUCAUGCCAGCCCCAUUCUUCGACCGAAAGUAUCACAUCUAUCGGAUUGAGCCCAUAGUUGAACACUUAGAUAUGGUCCAUCACAUGGUGCUGUAUCACUGCCCACCCAGCGUCACAAAUCCUCAUGAGGAGGUGUGUUUUCACAGUGCAGAAAUAAACCAGUGCCUCCAGGUUACAGCUGCGUGGGGUGUUGGAGGAGGGGCUUUUGAAUUUCCAGAGGUGGCUGGAGUUCCCAUAGGAGGAGAUGGGAGGGUGCAAAUGUACAGGCUUGAGAUGCAUUACAACAACCCAUCCAAGCUCAAAGGGCGAGUUGAUAACUCUGGCUUGAGAUUCUUCUACACCUCUGAGCUACGGCAACAUGAUGCAGCAGUUUUGCAGACAGGACUGGCAGUGAGUCCAGGAUAUGCAAUCCCUCCCAACGCUUCAAUGUACCACACAUAUGGCUUGUGUGACACCUCUCUCAUGAGACAGAUUGGUCCAGAACCUGCUCAUGACCUUCAUGUUUUUGCUUCUAUCCUACACACUCACCUCGCUGGGCGGAAAGUGCGAGUUGGCCAUUUCAGAGAUGGACAGCAAAUAGAUUUUUUAACAUUUAAUGAAAACUAUGACUUCGAAUACCAGCAGAUUCUAAAUCUGGGAGAAACCAAGAUGAUUAAACAGGGUGACCAGGUGUUGGUGGAAUGCACAUACAACACUCAAGACCGUAACACUAUCACAUGGGGAGGGCUAGAGACUACAGAUGAGAUGUGCAUGGUAUUCCUGCUCUAUUACCCAGCCUUGGAUAUCAGCCUGUGUCAUAGCUUUCCAAGUCCAGAUGAUCUAGUGCAGGAGCUGGGCAUGACAAACCAAAAGUAA